UUUUUUUUUUUCCACUUUCCAUUUUCCACUUUCCACUUUCCACCUUCCACUCUCUCUCUCGCUCUCUUCCAGUCCACAGUCCCACAGUUCUAUUUCCACACUCGACACCCAUCCACUUUCUCUCUCUCUUCCAGCCCUCCUGUUCGACGACCGAAUAACGUCCAACCUUCUUGUCAGACCAGACUAGUGCUGCUGUACUCCGUUCUGGCAUCAUUCCACGCCUGCAACUCUAUUUCUCGUUUAGACCCUGAUCAGCCGGACUUCUUCCCAGGGUUCAUUUCCAUCCGCCGCCUCUUACCCUGCCUGUCUUCUUCUCCACGCACGCCCUUCUUCCUCUCCCCACCACACACCCCGCCCUCCGCCCUCUCCUGUUCUUUUUCUUUUUCUUUUUCUUUUUCUUUUUAAUCCUUAGCCUCUUCCUUCCUUCCUUCCUUCCUUUCCUUCUUUCCUUCAUCCCCCUCUCAUCAUGACCGACUUUGCUCAAGAUCAUUCAGCACUGCGCUCCCGCGGCCCUUCCCUGCCGAAACUCAACCUUCUGCCUGCUUCUCAUUUCCUGCAGUCGCAACAUCCCUUCGACACAAGCAAGAACACCGCCGAUGGCGACUUUGAAAUGGACAUGGGCCUGGACUUUGGCACCUCCCCAACCAACUCCAUGAACGAGGUCUCCGCCGCCCCUCGGCCCUUCGUCAGUGCCCAUCCUUCGCCAGACCUGAGCGAUGAAAGUGACUGUGAGCCUGGCCUUGGGCUGGGUGCGGUCCAUUCCCCAGUCGAGCAGCAGUCCAUGGUCGCAUCCUCCGCACCUGUCGCUGUCCCACCUUCGGCGAAGCAGUUGGAACGCGACCAAGACAGACGACGCCGCUCCCAGAUGCAAAGCGAAUCUCCGCUGUCGCACCAUCUGUUCCUGGCACCUGUCCCUAUUCCCUCGUCGCGUACGCCUCCCAAUGGCUCCUUUCAUUACGGAAAGCGAUUAUCCGUCUCCAUGAACACCCCGCCCGGCUCAGCAACUGCUGUUCCAGCAGCGCCUUGCUCGGACUCGGCAGCCGUGGAUGCUCUCAUCCGUGAGCAUGUCCACGCAAACAUGAUCACCCACUCCACAGACAAGUCCUUUUUCUGGCAUCUUGGCAACCUAAGCGAGUUCUCCUUCUCUGACCGUUUCGUCCGCUCAAGAGUUUUUGAAAUCAAGGAUAACGCCGUCGCUGCAGACCCAAAUGCCGCAUCAGAAAUGCAGCCUGUACCCUCCGAUACAACGGGAACACCCACCUCCAAAAACCAGCAAAAUGCAACCAGCAGCUGGCGUCUUCGCCUUUAUCCGCAUGGUCGAGGCGAUCGUCAUCGCGACAGCGAAUACGUUGGUCUGUACCUGCAACAGGACAUGGUCCGCGCAAUUGCAAACCGACGUAGUUCAGUAGUUCCACCACUCGCUGCCGAUUCAAUGGCGUUCAGUACAUCAGCACCAGCACCAUUCUUUGCUCGCGGGUCAUUCUCGUCAUCUCCGCGCAGAUCAAUCUCUGGCGCGUCUUCCUUGCCUGUGAUCCGCCGGCAUGUCACCCUAUUCAUUGCCACUGAAAACGGAGAUUGCUUGGCAAAGCAAGAUCUUGUCGAGUGGUUCUCUGGUAGUGAAGGUGGUCUUGGAUUCCCGAGGAUAGUCUCUAGAAAGGCUGUGCAGGAUGCUGUCAAAGGCUCCUCUGUGAUUGAUGACGACGAGGAAGACAGUGAGCUGGGUAUCGUUGCCGGCGUUAUCUUCCACGACCUUUGAAGACCACCGUUGCCGGACAGAUUAUGUUUGUUAGUUUGCCAUAGCAACCUUGUACCAUAGUUUUUUGAUUUUUUUUUUUCUUAGCCAAUCUGUAUCAAAUAAACCACUGUUGAAAUAAAACACGAGGCACUCUAUCCCCUCA
Gamsiella multidivaricata is the source of this 1898-nucleotide messenger RNA. RefSeq lists its product as uncharacterized. The annotation marks the transcript as partial. The record is from RefSeq and is a predicted model, not a curated record. Lineage: Eukaryota; Fungi; Mortierellomycota; Mortierellomycetes; Mortierellales; Mortierellaceae. Gene Ontology annotation, molecular function: protein binding. The transcript has 3 exons.